CCGUGUUAAUACAGUGUAUCUCCGUGUACACAAGUGUAUUUUCACUACUGCACCGUGAGGGCAUUGUGUCUGGUAGUGGUUUGUUUGCUUCUAAGGUCAGAACAGGCUUUACCGUCUCCAGCGGAGUAACCAUGCCUGUUUCAUACAACUGCAGGAUGAAAACGACCCAGCAUCACCUCAGCCGUCUGUACGAUCUCUACGGAAGGCUGGUGGCGCGUAAACCCGUCCCUUUCCUGAUAAGUUCUGUACUACUCGCGGGCAUUUGGGGGAUCGGUUUCAUAUUCAUUCAAGCCGAAUGGGACAUUCUGUAUUUGUUCAGCCCCGAAAACGGACGAACGAGCCAAAACCAAGCAGUCAUUCGUCGCUGUUUCCCUACCAACUAUUCCGAUUUCUUACCGGACAGACAGACGGACGAUGGUAACUUCGGCAAAAUCAUCGUAUCAGCAAAGGAUGACGACAACAUGUUGAAUUGCGAACUUGCAAGAAAAGUACAGACAAUGCACCAAGCAAUAGUGACAAUGCCUGUUAUUUAUGGUGGACGUAGCCUGACCUACGAAGAUCUAUGCGCGAGGAGAAGUAAAACGUGUGUCUAUUCUCCUCUAGUCGAUCUGAUAAGGCAGCAAUGCCAGGGGGAUUUCGGGACAAUGAACAUCACCUUCCCAAUAGUGAGCUACCGCGAGAAUGUUUCCAUGUUUACCGGCCAUCAGAUCGGCGGGGUUGAAUUUCUCUCAGAAGGAGGAACACUGGAACGAGCGAGAGCUUUUCAGCUAUCUUACCAUCUCCAACAUGAUGAAGGAGGCAAAGCUCAAAAAUGGGAGCAGGCCUUCACUCGCAAAGUGUUAGAACUUUCCACAGACAACAUCACUGCGGUGCCUCUUACAUCCAGAACACUUGAAACAGACAUUAUGGACACGACCGUUGCCGUUGUUCGCCGAUUUACACUUAUGUUUGCCCUCGUCAGUAUGGUGUGUUCUAUAUCAUUAAGCGCAGACUGGGUUCGAGCCAAAGUGUUGGUCGGAAUGGCCGGUCUGUUGGCCCUGGCACUAGCUUUCCUGUCGACAUUCGGGAUUCUGCUCUGGUCGCGGUUCAAGUUUAUCUCUCCAAUUGGUCUCAUUUCCUUUCCUAUGUUAGGACUUGAAGCGACAAACAGACUACACCUGGCCACAUCGUGGUGGCGGACAGACGAGACCGCGGCGGUACCAGAGCGCCUGGGGCGGACCCUCCGCGAGACCGGGGUGCCCAUGACCUGUACCGCGGUCAUACUGGCCGUCACCUACGGAGUCAGCAGUGUUACAGACUUUCCAGGGUUAAGAACCUUCUUUCUUUUCUCAGCUCUUGUUACUGUCUUCGUGCUUCUUUAUCAGUGCACUUUUCUUGUGGCAUUGUUUGGUUUGGAUGGACGAAGAGAAAAGUUAAACAGGCAUGCGUAUGCAGUGUGCAGAACAGUGUUGCCGAGGUCCGAAGCAAGUGACAAACCAUUGAUUUACAAAAUCUUCUGUGCUGGGGGACAUUCUGUGCAUGAUGCAGAACCAUGGCAAGCAGAUAAGAGAAGUCUUGCAGGGCUUUUGCACAGAUGCAUUGAUACAUUUCUAGCUAUGUCUGUGGGGAAGGUUCUGGUCGGAAGUUGCUAUCUGAUAUACAUCGGUGUAGGUGUGUGGGGUUGUCUUAAUCUAAAGAUAGAUUUUAAUCUACGCAGUGUUGUCGCAGACGACUGUGUCUCAGCUACCUUUUACAAUGCCGAAGAGCGGUUCUUUGGUAAGUUCGGCCCACCCGUGUCUGUUGUCGUUGUGAAUGGAAAUGACUAUUGGCGUGAGGAGUCUUUGAAUGGCUUACUCGAGCUAAAGGCCGACAUGGAACACAGCAGGUACAUGUAUAAUAUCAACGAGACAGACGAAGGGCGGUUUUGGUUGUCGGAGUUUCUCAGCUUUGUCCGUUCAGCCGGUGUCCCAGCUGACAAUCAAGACAAGUUUAUGACCGUGUUGAAGUCGGAGUUUUUGCCUGAUAAGUUGCAUUGCCCAUACGCCCCGGACGUCGUGCUGGACAAUACCACAAUAUUGUGCUCCCGUUUCGUCCUUCAGACAAGGGACACCUAUAAAUUCCGAGAUAUCGUUAAAGCUGUUCAUGAGUUUCAGGAAACCAUACAGAAAUACAAUGUGGACGCUCUGGUGUUCCAUUCGUCAUUUUUCUUCGCCGACAUGUUGACACAGAUAUUUUCAGAAGCGAUUAGAUUCUCCGUAGCACUGGGAGGGAGCUUAGUUGGAUUUGUCUUUCUCCUUACUCUUAAUCCAAUAUUGGCCUUGUUUUCGGCCAUGUCCUGUGCCUCCAUAAGUAUUGGCAUCGUUGGUUUUUCUGUACUCUGGGGAAUUACACUUGACAUCAACAGUUUCAUGUCAUUUGCCCUAGCAGCUUCAUUCUCGGUUGAGUACUCCCUGCGAUUCUUGCUACUGUUUGUUAGUGUUCCUACCGCUGGCACGAAGCAGACAGCUAUGUCCUCAAUAGCAGGGCCUGUGUCACUGCAACACUUCGUAGCGACGUUAUGUGCGGUCGCCGUUCUCUCUACAUCUGACACUGCGCUGUUUCGAAACUAUUUCAAAAUUCUAUUCUUCACGAUUCUAUGUGGUUCCGUGCAUGCUCUCUUUUUUCUUCCGGUAUGUUUGUCUUCAAUAUGCAAUAAACUGCACUGUACUUGGGCUCCGAGAAAUGAAUCAUCUUAUGAAGUCAAUGGCACUGUAAGGAGACAAAAUUCAAGACCUAGUCUUCACUAGUCCAUAGAUUAUGUAAUUGUUUUAAUUUUUAAUCGCAAUGUAUCCGUGCCUUAAGGUUAUACUGUGUGCCCCAGAAGGCACAAAAUACAAUCUCAUUUGCUAUCCGUAAUUAAAAUUCUUCUCGAUCACUUUGAUAUUAGUAACCGCUCGUCUGUAUGGCCUAAAUGCUUCUAACGCUCAAGCGAGACCAUGUACUGUUAUCAGCAAAAAUGUGGUGCUAUUUUGAUAGAUCAUAAUAGUUACGUAUAUGAGACCCAUUUUGCAGCACCUUAGAUUUGUUAAUGUAUGAAUUUGUGGAGAUCUCAAGUUGUUUAAACCAUUAUGACACUUUACAACAUGUUAUAUGUGAUGAUUAUGUCCGAACCUGAAGAGGUAAACGGAAAUGUCACGAAUCACCUCCUGUUGUUUGGUUACUGCACCUAACUCCAUAUGUAUGUAUUGAUGCAUAAAAAUAAAGCUACAAGCUAAGAUUUGUGUUUCACAUACCUCUUGAGUCUUUGUUGACCACCACAUUGCAAGUUUUGACAUUGUCAUAUUUGUAUAAUCAAUGUAUUUUGUACUUUGUAUAAUCCCCACAGUUAAUGCCACCAGGUACCUCACGUUCCUGACGCCUGGUCUCCGAUACUCGAUGUACUCUCAUUUUGGUUUGCUGAAAUUCUAUCAUUUAAGGACUCUAAUGAAGUCUUCCAAACAAUUUUCGAUAAGAAAAAUCAAACUGUCGAGAAUUUCAAGAAGCCUUCAUCCAAUCUAAGAACUGAUCGACAAAAAGGGGAAGGUUUAUUUCAUACAUUCAAUUUGUUUCUGCGUACCAAGUCCAUGGGUCAUCACUGACUUCCAACUGCCUGGCGUGUUACAGCCUUCAACUGCAAUUUACAGUUCCAUUCAUUUUGU
This is a messenger RNA of Branchiostoma floridae (Florida lancelet), 3656 nucleotides long. Its product is annotated as patched domain-containing protein 3-like. Gene Ontology annotation, cellular component: membrane. Bases 132 to 2765 code for a protein of 877 amino acids. The record is from RefSeq and is a predicted model, not a curated record. The transcript has 2 exons. Lineage: Eukaryota; Metazoa; Chordata; Leptocardii; Amphioxiformes; Branchiostomatidae.